Scaptodrosophila lebanonensis is the source of this 651-nucleotide messenger RNA. RefSeq lists its product as uncharacterized. The transcript has a single exon. The record is from RefSeq and is a predicted model, not a curated record. NCBI's taxonomy places the organism in Eukaryota, Metazoa, Arthropoda, Insecta, Diptera, Drosophilidae. Bases 233 to 475 code for a protein of 80 amino acids.
GAAUCAAACGGAGUACAACGUUUGUGACUCUACACAGAAAAACUAAUUAUUUUUCUACAAAUUUUCUACACACUGAUUUUAUUUGUUCCUCUUCUGGGGUUUUUGUUUUUCUGCAACGCAAACACAUAGCAGCGAAUCGAGACUUGUUUAAAAAGUCAGUUCAAUCCAAAUUUAUCGCGUAACACUUAAGGAACACUUAACAUCUAGUGUCGGUGACAGCACCAAGCAAGACAUGAAGCCAUCACUAGUCUCGCGUAUACGUAACAUUUGGAUAAUGUCCCAUUGGAUGCGAAACGAGGCGGUGGCUGCCGCGGCGAUGCUGGUGGUGCGACGUAAUGAAGUGAAGCUAAGGCGUGCCGAGGACGAAAAGGAGCUCGAGAAGAAUGCUGGUCAAUUGGGUGUGGAUGCCGCCGGCAAUUUGCGGGUCAUACGCGUUUUGGACGACUACGUGGUGCCUUUCGAGUGUGGUCUCUAGUCGGUUAAGAAGGGAAGAAUCCCAGCAAAUGGAGUGCCACUGAGUCCUCGAGUCCUCGCUCCUCCUCUCAAUGAAGACUGAGCAUUAAACACUUAAAUGAACAAACUUUUGGCAAAUAUUUAAGGAAAGCUUUAAGUAAACACCAAUAAAAACCAAUGAGAAGAUAUAGAAGUGAA